UUGGUGCAUUUUAUUCAGUUUCCAUGGUGAAAAUGAUAAUAAAAAAAAAAACCUGCUACGAGUUCUUAUCCGGGUAUCAUGGUUUUGAUUUUGAACUGAAAGUAAUCGGUACUUGGUUGGCAUGAAGAUUUGGGUGAUCCCUGGACAACAUUGUUAUGAUUACUAUACAAAACAAUAAUAAAAAGCAAAACAAAAUAAUGAAUUAAAAGACGAUCUCUAUGAUUCCUCAAGAAAAUUUUGAAGUUGAGUCCAAAAAGGUGUGUUCGGAUUUACGUCAUUAUUUUAUCAAGGUUGCAAUAAGGAAGAUGUUUUUAAACUCUUUUGCGAUUACGUUUGAUAGAAUCAUAAUUUAUUUUAGUGGAUAACUAAGGAGAGUAUAAUGAGGGCGAAUUACAGCAUUCCAUUUAUACAAACUUAAAAAAAAGACAGUAUCUAGAGUGAAUGAAUAUAUAGGAGGCUAAUAACAAUAACAUCUAUAUCAAUAAUGAUACUAAUGAUGUUCACGACGACUAUGAUGUUAAUGAUAAUUCUUAUAAUAAAUAUAAAAGAAAAUGUGAGGGGUGGUGGCAGUAGUGGGCUUAUUUUAAUGUGAUGAUUAUAAUAACAAUAUCAGGCCUCUAAUGAUUUUUUUUACAUGUAUCUAUAUCAUAUCCUGUAAAAUCCUAUAAUCAUAGAGGCUUACUUCCCUAAAUAUUUUCAUGACCAAUCUGUGAUCUUUUCAUCGAAAUAAUUGUACUUAUUCUUGAUGGUGUAAUUCUCAUUACACAACAAGUGCACAAAUGAAUCAAGUCUGUGCAUGUAUUUAUUGUGUGUUUUUUGUCGGACAUGUAAUAACGGUUAUGAGAUGUAAAAGAUGCAUACUAAUCAAUUCGUUGAUCUUUUCUUAUUGGAAUUAGCGAGUCAUUGGUUAUAAAAUAUUAUACAAUGGCUUAUAUACGCAACAAAUAACAGGUAUGUUGAAAUAUAUUGGCAGAUGAAAGUCAUAAUGAUUAUUCAUAUUCUCUCUGGCAUGAAAACAACGUGAUGUCAUAAUGAGUCGAACUCAUUUCGUAAAGCUAAUGCAUAUUCAUGCACCGUGAGUAUUUGUCAACAUAUGAAUAAUGAAUGCACACCCGAGUUCGCCUGUUUACCCCAUUAUCUCUUGUUUACACGCCCAUGCGCAGUCCGUCUGGGCGAAAAGGUUAUCGCACACAGAGCGGUCCCAAAAUAGCAUCCAAGCGGGUUACGUCAUUUUAGUUCAGCGAAUGAGAAUUCGUUCUGAGGAUAUAUUCUCCUUCUGCUGGGCAGCGUCUAUUUUCUCACUCGUUCCCUGUCCUCCCCACGUAGCGUACGUUUCUCCUGUAUUGUGUAUAUAUUCUUCGCUAUUAUAUUUUGGGGAUUCACUAUUUUGCUGUACAUAUAACGUCUGAAAUAGCCGGGGAAUAUCUAUAUUUUUUAUACAUUGAAACAGAGGAACGAGUUCUGUCAUCGUUGAUCGAUAAAUUUGUAUUAUCGAACGUCAUUUUGUGGAUAUAUUGUCACCUUGUCCUGGAUAUAUUUCAAAAGGAUUGGUAUUAGUUUGUUCUACCACCGUAUUGGAAUAUCUUGUUUUGUGUUUAUUACUGGAGUAUUCUGUCCAUGUCUCCAGACGCAACGCCAACUUCAGCAGCUAGUAUCAAGAAAUGCCCAUUUUCUUUCCCUGCAACCAACAGUGAGGAGAACACCAGUUUACCCGAUUGUAGUGACUCCAAUUCGGAACUGUCUACAUCACUAAACCCUUACUGGCAGUGCCACACACACAACGUAAAAUCGGAUCAGUGCAAUAUGGCGGCCUCCCCAUUCACAUUCGCGCUCUCAGGCAAAUCAUCACUCUGCACCAGUGCACUCAAAUCAACGUCGAGCAGCGGGAGUCGGACUCCGGAGCUGAAUUCAAACAUUAGAGUGGCCAACCGAUGUUUGCUGAACCGUGCUUGCGAGCAGUUGCAGCAGUGCUCACCGAGACUUCUGCGAAAGUUUGGAAAAUCAGAUUGUCCUCAGAACCAGAACAGCCAAGAUGUCACCCCAAUGAACUGUUCUCAUUCUCCUCCCUCUAGCACUACCUCACCCAUCGUGCUCCCACAAGAACUCAGUCAGCGCCUGGAUAACCAUUUAUUGCUGUCAAAAUGCAGCCAAUCCCGUAUUUGCCGUCCUCGAUCUAGCUCUGUCAUCCUUGUAGACCUUCGGCCAUUUCUAGCAUUUAGCAGGAGGCACAUCUCAGGGGCUCUCAACGUCAACUGUACCACUCGAUUCUCAUGUAGAAGACUUCGUGAAGGCAAGGUAGCGCUUGCGGACCUGGUCACCUCGGAGGAAGGCAAGAAGGAAUUUCAGAGGAGAUUGGACCAAGAUAAAGAGGUUGUGGUCUACGAUGAGGAGUCCCAAGGAAUUGAUAACCUACCAGUCAACCAUCCAACUUCCCUUGUCGUUAGUGCUCUGAAAAAGGAAGGCGUUAAAGUCAGACUUCUAAAAGGUGGGAUUAAAGAAUUUGCGAACCACGGCGGGGACCUCUUUGUCAGCGAACUUUCGAACACCUCAUCAUCGUCAUCCUCAUCUACCUCAUCGACUGUGAUCCAUGAUGGCGAAGACCCUCCCAGCCCAACUACCGAUAGCGAGCACAUCCUCCGCGGCGGCUCCGGCAUCUGCCCCUCCGAAGGCAUCCCCAUGACCCAGAUUUUGCCUCAUCUCUACGUCGGCAACGAAGUUGACGCUGCGAACCUCGACUUGCUUCGGCUGCACGGCAUCAGCCACGUUCUCAAUGUCACCAACUCAGUGCCUUGUUUCCACGAAGGCGAGAGCGCCAUGCGAUACAUGAGGAUACCAGUACGCGACAACGGACUUAUCAACCUCCGCGUCCACUUUCAAGCCGCUUUGGAAUUUAUCGAAGAGGCUCGACGUCGCAACGCCCGUGUUCUCGUUCACUGCCACGCUGGAAUCUCCCGGUCUUCCACCGUGGUCAUCGCUUACGUAAUGAAACACAUGAACCAGCCAAUGACCCAAGCUUAUCAAUUCGUCAAGAGCAAGCGACCUAUCAUCGCUCCCAAUCUUGGAUUCGUCGGUCAGCUUAUGGAAUUUGAACAGUUCUUGAGCAAGGUGAACACUCCGCGUUCAGCCGGUUGCCGGCUCACCGACUCGCCUGUGACUUGCGCCAAGCAAUUACACCACAGCAGACCGAGUACUCCUAGUAUGGACUUAGAUACAGCCGUUAUGGAGGCAUAGGAUCAAAUCUAAACCAGACUUUCGCGUGAACAUUUUGUUAUUGUGUCUGGCUCGAUGAGAGUGGGCCAAUGUCACUGAUGAUAUGAAGACUACAGACAGUCAAAUAUCAGAACUAUUGAUUCUUGCCGAAUAUCACUAUCACCACCAAAUGACUUCCUCGUGUUACCUUCUAAUAAUGACCCUUUCAGAAUGCACACUAGAUUAAUUGUAGACAAGUCAACUUCCAUUUUCACUCUGUUAUAUCUUUCUCUCUUUAAUAUCUUUUAAAGGUAAGAUUCUAAUAAGUGCAGGAUACUGAAAAUGUUCAGGUACGUGUAACGUAAGCAAAUAAAGCAAUAUCAAUAGAUUUCCUCAGUCCAAACAAUUUUCUAGAAGUGGCUUUAGGAUUACGACUAAACUAAAUCGGCUUCCAUUUUCUCAUAAAAUUGACUAAAAUGCGCUGGGCGCUAUUUUGUCACUAAUGUUUAAGAAGUACUACAUGCGUUUUAUUUACUGGUAAUAUAUUUAUUCAUGACCUGACUGACAUCACAUUAAAGAUACAUGUAAUAACUACAAUUUUUUGAUAAUUUUCUAAUUUGGUAAAGUAAACUAUGGUAUCACUUUUUUUUCAAAUCUUCAUUAAAGAUUACCUUCACUUUUCUUUUAUAACUAUAAAUGUGCAAUCUGGUAAGAUAGACUAUGAUAUUCAACAAAAUGAUAUGGAUUUUUUUACAAAACAAAUUUCGACGUAGCUGUUAAAAGGUUUCUUUGAAUGUGCUUGUAGUUUAUUAGGAAAUUGAUGUCUUCGCGAGAAUUUGUGCUUGAGUUUGCUCUUUUUAAAGUAAAUUCAGUCACCUAAUACGUGAGGAAAUCGGUAUACAGCUUACUAACUGAAAUUUCGCAUUGAUUUUCAAUGAAAAGGUGAUUGGUAAUAUUUUCUUUUUGGUGCUCUCAUUAUUUUUCGUGGUGUUCAGAAAAUUGGUGUAAGUGCAGCAUGGGGUCUUUAAUGCUUAUUUUAUUUCUCUUCGGUUUUUGUUUUUUUCCUGGAAUAGUGUUGUGCCGUUUUGUGUGACAUACAUGUAUGUUUUAAUCAAUAUUCUACCGUUCAUAAACAUGAUAAAGUCCUCAUCUUUCUAGCGUUAAAACACUUUCAAUUCGUUUGCCAUGCUCGAUUGAUCAGUGGUUACUUACCUCCCCCUUUUCACUUUUUUUCUACUACGGUUUGGAAUACUAAAACUCAUAAUGGCAAUAAUGAUUGAUCCAUAUUACGAUCCAUAAUUUUGGCACGGUAAUUUUCGUGGGUCGUAAUGAUAUCAUUCCCAGAUUAAUAGAUUUGGUAUGUUGCUGUAAAAUAUUUCGAUGUGAUUUGAAUUUUCAGUGAUCUUUGAUUUAAUUUUAAAAAUGUAUGAGUCCCUGGAAUAUUUGAGAAUCAUGCUCCAUAUAUAAAUUUGAUUUUCUGGUAAAUUUUCCCUAUUAGGUUGUGUAGUUUUAUAUUCAACCUCGGGGAAAACGUUAUUCUUGCCGCUUUUCACGUAUUUCACACUUUGAAUCUGUAUACACGUUUUAAAAGAUGGAAUUAAAAUGAAAAAUACAUUAA
This is a messenger RNA of Lytechinus pictus (painted urchin), 4807 nucleotides long. Its product is annotated as dual specificity protein phosphatase 10-like. Gene Ontology annotation, biological process: negative regulation of MAPK cascade; protein dephosphorylation. Gene Ontology annotation, cellular component: cytoplasm. Gene Ontology annotation, molecular function: protein tyrosine/threonine phosphatase activity; MAP kinase tyrosine/serine/threonine phosphatase activity; MAP kinase tyrosine phosphatase activity. The transcript has 3 exons. NCBI's taxonomy places the organism in Eukaryota, Metazoa, Echinodermata, Echinoidea, Temnopleuroida, Toxopneustidae. The record is from RefSeq and is a predicted model, not a curated record. Bases 1618 to 3231 code for a protein of 537 amino acids.